Molecule: messenger RNA, 1288 nt
Organism: Saccostrea cuccullata (small rock oyster)
Lineage: Eukaryota; Metazoa; Mollusca; Bivalvia; Ostreida; Ostreidae
Product: myeloperoxidase-like
Exons: 8
Biological process (GO): response to oxidative stress
Molecular function (GO): heme binding; peroxidase activity
Source: RefSeq, a predicted model, not a curated record
GUCAUUCGUCACCUCGUGGCUUAUACCGGAUCUAUCCUAAGCCUCUGCCCAAUCCCAGAGAAAUCAGUGAGCGACUGUUCUCUGAACAGAGCGGUCAAACGGACGACGAUGACAAACACUCUCUCUUUCUGUGGUCCUUCGGACAGUUCGUAGACCACGAUUUGACUUUUACUCCAACAAUGGAUGAAGGUGGUAAAACUCUUCCUUGCUGUGACGAGAAAUACAAACGUAAUAUAUCGACCGGAUGUUUUCCUAUUAUACGUGACGUACAAGCAAAAGAGGAGUGUAUGCCGUUCGUAAGAUCCGCACCAGCUGAGGAGCCCAGAAGACCCGAUACUUGUGGGACGGAUCAUCGCGAACAGAUUAACGAAUUGACAUCCUUCAUAGACUGUGGUAACGUUUAUGGAAAUACUUUAAUCGUGUCGAAAGCUGUGGAUGCCGGCGUCUAUGGUUUAUUGAAGUCUUCCAACAGGGGCCGUAAUCUUCCAAGAGGGAAUCCAAAUCAUUGCAAAAAUGGAAGGCAAGAUGCUUCCUUUUGUCAGCUAGCUGGAGACAUACGAGUGAACGAGGUGCCUUCGCUAGGACUAAUGCAUACACUUUUCUUUCGCUUCCACAAUAUUUUGGCCAAAAAACUGAAUAUCCUAAAUCCAAAAUGGACGUCAAAUACGAUCUAUCUUGAGACGAGACGCAUUAUGGGAGCGGUCAUGCAGCAUAUUAUAUAUAACCAUUGGCUUCCUAAGGUUAUCGGUCCUGGGUUAAUGAACCAAUACCGUCUGUAUUCUUAUCCAGCGGGACAAGAAGCUAGUUUCCGAUACUAUGAUACCAUAGAUCCAAGUAUUCUGAAUGAAUUCUCAACGGCUGCUUUUCGUUAUGGACACGACCAGAUUCCUGGUUUUCUGGAAAUUAACAAUGCAAGAUUUAAGAUUGAUGAUGUUCUCAUGGAAACUCAAGAAAUAAUUUCUGGUGGAGGCGGCAAUCUCCGAUCAUUAACAGAACAUUUAAUGAGAACACCCGCCAAAAAAGUGGACAGUCGAUUCGAAGAGGGAAUUCGGGAGCGGCUUUUUAAGACUGGCGAGAAAGGCUUGGAUUUGCCCGCCCUUAAUAUACAGAGAGGACGGGAUCACGGAUUGGCCCCUUAUGUCAAAUAUAAAGAGAGAUGUAGACAAGGAUAUAGGGGGCUUCCUGAUCACGAGGAUGAACGGAGGAAUAAGUUACUGGAGAUAUAUGGCGGGUAAAUGUGUAAUUUUCAAAAAAUGACAAUCUAAUAUUUCAACUUCUAAUGUAAAGC